Messenger RNA from Monopterus albus (swamp eel), 10153 nucleotides. RefSeq names its product SH3 and PX domains 2Aa (gene sh3pxd2aa). Gene Ontology annotation, biological process: superoxide anion generation. The transcript is spliced from 14 exons. Gene Ontology annotation, molecular function: superoxide-generating NADPH oxidase activator activity; protein binding; phosphatidylinositol binding. NCBI's taxonomy places the organism in Eukaryota, Metazoa, Chordata, Actinopteri, Synbranchiformes, Synbranchidae. Gene Ontology annotation, cellular component: cytoplasm. The record is from RefSeq and is a predicted model, not a curated record.
ACCUACACUUUGUUUUAAAAAUGCCAGCCAUCUCUUUAUACUGCAUGUAGCGCGGAGGAAAAGUUAAUGGGGCCCCGGAGGUGGAUGAAUGGGUGAAUUGAUUGAGCGAAUGAAGACUAGUCUACCCUGUAUGUCAGCUGGUUUACAAAGCAGCUGCAUAAUUAUGUCAAGAUAUACGAUCCUUGUCAACGGGGGCAACGCCAAAUCCUUUUGUUUCUCCGGUGCUUUAUUCCAAGUAGCCCCGAGGACGUGCGUGAAGCCCAUCCCACUCCGUUCCCUAAACUGACUGCGCCUGCUGUAACGCAAGAGGCGUUUGGCGCUGGAUUUGCCGGUGCCAUUGCACACAUCCAGCCCCUGUAACCUUCAGGUAUGCAGAUGCUCCCUUUGUAGGCGUCGCGACAGACACUUUUUCUAUUUUAAGGUGACCGCCUUCAUCAGAUCUGUCUUCGCUUGGAUCUCCGGCAGUGUGCGUGUCUCUGAGAGUGAUCAGCACGGCCUUAAUUGGACUAUCGAUAAGUUGUUAAUCAGACUGAUGGUUGUUGCGUCAACGGAGGGACGUCUGAGCUAUCAAAUUGGCCGCAAGCGACCCGAUCUAUUAUUGUACCGCUGAGCUGUUUCAUGGCACAAAGAUGAAUGUCGGGAUUUCUCCCCCGUGAUACACUAUAGUUUAUCUGAAGCCGCCGCAGCUGCCUGCCUGUCGCUUUUAUGCAUAGCCUUUACGGGGUCAAGAUGCAGUUUCGGACUGUUCUGGACGUGAAAGUCGUGGACGUGGAGAAGAGGCGCAAUCCGUCUAAACACUACGUAUAUCUCAUCAAUGUCACCUAUUCUGACAACACCUCCCACAUCAUCUACAGAAGAUACAGCAAAUUUUUUGACCUACAGAUGCAGAUACUUGACAAGUUCCCAAUUGAGGGAGGGCAGAAGGACCCAAAGAAGAGGAUCAUCCCAUUUCUUCCAGGCAAAAUCCUGUUCCGGAGGAGUCACGUGCGAGAUGUGGCCAUGAAGCGGCUGCGUUUCAUUGAUGACUACUGCAGGGCACUGGUGCGACUCCCCCCUCAGAUUUCUCAGAGCGAGGAGGUGCUGCGUUUCUUUGAGACAAAAGCUGAGGACAUCAAUCCCCCAGUGGAGGACUAUGGCUCCAAACGCAAGUCGGUAUGGAUGUACGGCUUUACAGACAGCCCGAGGAAAGAGGCCUCAGGGAUGGACAGCUUGGAGCCCAUGGUGCUGGAGCAGUACGUGGCCGUGGCCAGCUACGAGAGGCAGGAGAACUCGGAGAUUAGCCUCAAGGCCGGUGAGACUGUGGAUGUGAUUGAGAAGAGCGAAAGUGGUUGGUGGUUUGUCAGCACAGCAGAGGAGCAGGGCUGGGUGCCGGCCACAUACCUGGACUCCCAGAGUGGAACCAGAGAUGAUCUGGAUUUGGGCACUUCCAGGACUGGAGAAGAAGAGAAAUAUGUUACUGUACAGCCAUAUACCAGUCAAGGAAAGGAUGAAGUCAGCUUUGAGAAAGGGGUCACUGUGGAGGUCAUCCAAAAGAACCUGGAAGGCUGGUGGUACAUCAGGUGACCAUGGAAAGAAGGCUGGGCCCCUGCCUCCUACUUGAAAAAGCUAAAAGAUGACUUUUCCCCUCGUAAGAAGAAUCUGACAGGCCCCGUGGAGAUAAUUGGCAACAUCAUGGAGAUCAGCAACCUGCUGCAGAAGAAGUCGGUCAGUGAGAAGGACAUCCAGACAGACGGAGAGGGGAGCACCACACCAGAGCGCCACAUCUCCAAGAGUGAGAUCAGCCUCCCCAUGCCCUAUAACUCUGAAAUAAAUGCAGAGACAGGCAGGAGGCUGAGCGCGGGCCGUGACACCAACAGUCCAUGUCUAGGAAUAGCAGCAAGCACUGCCCUAAAUGAAAGUAAAGGCAGAAGUGAACCAGGGUCCCCAGCUGUUGCAAGAGUGGCACCGCAUAGAGUGGAAAUUGGCUCUCCAAAUCUGAGACAAAAACCUCCCCCAAGAAGAGAAACCAACUUGGGAUUCCAGUUACCCAAGCCACCAGAGCCCCCUGCUGUGGAAGCAGAGUAUUACACCAUAGCUGAUUUCCAGUCUUCAAUCUCUGAUGGCAUCAGUUUCCGUGGAGGACAAAAGGCUGAUGUGAUAGAGAAGAACCCUGGAGGCUGGUGGUAUGUGCAGAUUGGAGAGAUGGAGGGCUGGGCCCCCUGCUCCUAUAUUGACAAACGCAAGAAACCCAACCUAAGCCGUCGUACCAGCACCCUGACCCGGCCCAAAGUCCCACCUCCAGCUCCACCUGUCAAAAAACAAGACUCUGAGGAGACUCCUCCUCCCCCUGCUAACUCUGCCUCCAAAGUUUCAGAGCCACCUAGCAGGCCUGUGUACGAGGAACCUGAAUAUGAUGUUCCUGCAAUUGGAUGCGAAGGUGAGUCUGACACAGAUUCUCUGAAGAGUGAACGCCCCCUGGAUGUGAAGCUCAUCAGCAUGGUCAGCGACAAGUACCGCAGCUCCCCUCCUUCCUGCAAAGCCUCCCCUCCUGUCUGUAAGGCAUCCCCUGUGUUCACUCAUCGAAGAGCCUCCUUCAGGUCUGUAGAGGAGGCUGCUAAAGAAGAUUGUAUCUAUGAGAAUGAUGGCUUUGUGCAAAGCAGUGGCCCUAAUGGAACCUCAACCAAAGUUUCUAGUGAACCCAACUCCCCCAGAAGCUACCACUCCUCCACGGUCCCACGAAAACCCUCUGGAUCCUCACCUUUAACUGGUAGGCCCAUCAAGACUGUGACUCCAGAGAUGAAUCAGAGAAGUCAGACCCUCGGCAGACACACAGAUAUCAGCCUCAGGUCCCAGGACAGCAGUCCCCACUCUUCAUCAGAUGAAUUGACCAGAGGCCCAAAGAAAAGCCCUGCCUUCACACAGGAUGUGGAGCAGAGAAUAGGUCAAAGCCCCUCCACCAGGCCCAAGCCUUCUGUCAGACCUAAACCACUCCUGACCAAAUCAGAGCCUCAAAGUCCUGAAAGGAUGGACAUCAGCUCUUUGAGACGGCAGCUGAGGCCCACAAGUCAGUUUCGACAUGGACUCAAACCUUCCCGUGGGGAUGACUCUGAAACGGCUUCUGUUAUCUCAUCAGAGGACUCAAUGUGUUCAAGAAGCACCUCAGAUCUGUCCUCUGUUUACUCUAAAGGAAGCCGUGGUGACUCAGACGUGGAAGGCUCCAGUCUUUACCGCUCCCUGGAUGCCUACAAGAAGGUCCAGGACUCUGAGGUUAGCUUCCCAGCUGGGGUGGAGGUUGAGGUUCUGGAGAAACAGGAGAGCGGUUGGUGGUACAUCCGCUGGGGCUCUGAGGAGGGCUGGGCACCCUCGUACUAUUUAGAACCUAUCAGACAAGUGGGUGAUGCUGGUGGCCUGGAAUUAGAUGGACAAGGGAGCAUUGGGAGUAAGUCCAACAGUCUGGAGAAAAAUGAACAACAUGUUUUGGCCCUCAAUAGCAUUAAUAUUCAGGGUCUGACUCAGCAGCAUCAAGGCCUGAGGAGGAACACCCCACCAAUUCCUUCCAAGCCGCCAGGUGGCUUCUCAAAGCCAACUGGGAUGGUUAACGGAGGUGUGCGAAUGAGGAACGGAGUACGCCAGGUGGCAGUGAGGCCUCAGUCUGUAUUUGUGACCACAACACAGCCAGCUAAGGAUGUGCACUACCUGACAGGGUCUCUGAGGCGAAACGAAUCACUCGGUAGAAGUGAUCACUAUGGUUCUGGGUCUGCCACGCUUGGCGUCCGCCGAAAUGCCUCCUUCAGCACUGUGCGGCCACAUGUUGUUGUUGAAAGUCAAACGAGGCCUGCCGAGCGCUCGAGCCUGGGGUUGUCAGGGAGCGCAUUCAGCACAAGUAACGUCCAGGACACCCUUAGUAGAGUUAACCAACGCAACGGCAUCCCUGUGUCCACAGUCCGGCCCAAGCCCAUAGAGAAGAGCCAAAUGAUCCACAAUAACCUUGGCAGGGAUGUGUAUGUGUCUAUCGCUGAUUAUCGUGGUGAUGAAGAGACCAUGGGUUUUACUGAGGGCACCUGUCUUGAGGUACUGGAGAGAAAUCCCAAUGGAUGGUGGUACUGCCAAGUGCAGGACAGCCUGCUUCCCCGCAAGGGCUGGGUCCCCUCCAACUACUUAGAGCGGAAAAAAUAGAACUAACCCCACAUUCUUCCCCUCCCCUUCACCCCAACUUCCCCUUUCGAUGUCCAAGAGCGUGGGUGGCAUCACUCCUUAAGAAUGUUACCCGCAGUCUCCUGUAAGCAAUAUGUCCUUGAAAAUAUACAUCUAUGAAAAGGUUAUGUCUAAAAAGAAGGAUGAGUUAAUCUGACAAGGAAGGACACUUUUAGUGCUGGUUUACUAAAAUGGAUACAAGGUGGAGUGUAAAGAUUUGAAACAUUUUGGCUGGAAAUAUGAGACCGAAACAUGGAACUGGUGAGGAAAUUAGUGGACUGCAUCUUUGAGAUCUAAAAUGGUAUGAAUGGGAGUGCUAACCCCUUAAAGAGGCCUGCAUUAUGUAAUACAGAAGCUGAGCAGGGUAAUGGCUAUGCUUAUUCCUGCCCUUCACUGACUAUGAUGGCCAAUGAGUGCCUUUUGUGAUUGAUCACCUGAAUGGAGGUCCUAAAUGGUGGAUUGCAAAACAUUAAAUCAACCAAAUCUUUUAAGAGUGCCAUAGGCCUUUGAACACCACCAAGAGCAUUUCCAUAACUAAGUAAGAGCUCCACUACAGAGUGCAAACAAAGUGCAGCGUUUUAAUGUAGACCGCUCUGUUGGGUCCAAUACACAGAUUAAAGAAAGAAAAACAGAGACGUGAAGGACCCAGGUGAUGAGAUGUCAUCAACAGAACAACACGAAAAUCUCAUUAUCAGUAUUUUUAUUUCGUUUGUUGUUCAUUAUAAUGUCUUGUGUUGAUGCAAGUCUUUUCUUAGAGAAUUAUUUCUGCUUUCUUGUGACAUCUGUUUUCCACCAACAGCCCACAGUUGGACAAGUUAAGCUCUUGCCUUACGUCUUGUACAAUCUGAAGUGAUACUGGCAAAACAUACAGUAGGUGCUCCAGUUGGAUAAAUUGGCUUAGUUUUGUCAUGGAACCCCAGGCCCCACAAAAAUGUAUUAAGAUGAAUCUUUUUAAUCCCAGAUGUAACUAGCUGAGAUAUAAAAACCUGUGAAACUUGAAGAUAACACUUGGAUAUCUUAGUGUCCUGGAAAAUCAAAGGAACAACUUGAGUGCCCUCCGGAACAACACCACCUCAGAUCUGGAUAGCUAAUAACCUCAACAAAUGAAAAUGAUUAGUUUACAAAGAGUUAGGUUUACUGUGGUGUUUUAAUUCCAGGAACAAUUGAUUUUGUAUAUAUAUUUUGUAUUCAUAUAAUGACACUGCUAUUUGUGGAGUUGUAUUAAAUAAGUACUGGAAAUGCAGUGAAAAAUUGGAAUCCCAGGGACAUAUUUGCAUAAAGUUUAGCCCAGUGUGUACACAACAAAGAGAAAUACCAUUUCAUUGGCCAAGUUUUAUUAUUAUUACUAUUUAUUUAUGGUACAAACCAAAUGCCUAAAGUGUGGUUUCUGAACUGAAAAACAAGGUUCAGUACCCAGAAGCACUUGAUACUUCUCAAAGACUGAUCAACUGUAUUUGAUAUUGCUGUGCAGUAUUGCUUUUGAUACGAAAUAGACAACAUAGUUUAAUGAAAGUUGACUUACUGAUCCCACAGUUUAAAAUCAAAUAAAUAAAACUUAGCAAUCACCUAAAAAAUAUCAAAUAAUUCUCCCCUAGUGCAGAAGUUACACCAAUUUGAAAUUCUGAACUAAAUCCAACUUUAAAAAUUAACACGGCUGAUGUUCAAGACUGCUGAAAUACAUUUUCUAACACGCAGUGGGAGCUCUCAGUCUGAGGCUGAACACUACCUUUUUGUUAUGUUUCUGCUGGACAGUAUCAUAUUAUUAAACAAAGUACAGUACCUGCUACUUUAUCUAAUUUAGCAAAACCAUAUUUGUUUUUUGUGUGUUUAUUUGUUACUCUGUGAUCACACAGUAACAAUAAUGAGGAACGAAGUGGUUCUGUUUUGUGAAUUAGUGCACCUUAAAAUUGUUUUUAUGGUGCAUUAAUGCAAAGAUGCAGUAAAUACUCAGCAUUUAUUUAUUGAAUACAUUUUUUAAUAUUAUUUAAAUGUCUCUAUUGGUUUUUUCCUCAUCUCAAAUGAGAGGAGGAGCUCUGAGUUCUCUACUGUAAACAUGCCAGUCUAUGCGUAGCAGUAGAGAACCAGAGACCUCGUGUGGCAGGUCAAAGGUACUACAACAUGAUUUUUAAAGAUCCACACAGCUUGUGUAUCAGCAAUCUUACCUCAGUGCAAUAAGAAAUGCACUGCUGGUCAGUGAGUCUCCCCCAGAACUGUACAGAUUCUUUUUUCUCUUUUUUAUCUGAGUGCAGCUAAAAAUAUUUUUGUAGUACAUGGUUUGUAUUGGGCAAUAAUUUAUUUUACUGAAAAUUUCAAAAGGUCCUUUUUUCCUCUAUGCUGUGUGCUGCAACUUUAGCAAAUCACGGGCACUUCCUUCAUCUUUAUUGUCUUACAUAAUGCCUGAUUUAAAGUAUUUAUUAUGAGUAGUUUUCUGUGUUAUAACAGUUGGAUGAUCUUUGCUACCCCAUUCAAAAUAUUUCUCUAUAUUACUGUAACAAUAAUAAUCUGUAUAGUAUUAUACAGAUUGUAAUUCUUACAGAAAUUGGGCUUCAGUAAUAUGCAAAAUGCCAACUCAGCACUCAACAAAAACAUUAUAAUUUAGUCAAGUAUGUGAGGUUUUUGCAUUUAUUUUAAAAGGUCUAACCAUAUCAGACAUAUAAAUAAUAACAUAAACAGCUAGGAUGCUGAUAUUUGCCCCUUCCCAUCAAGACGAAGGCAUUAUGUAAAUGUGUUGAAUCACUUUUACCAUUGUGCUCCAGCACAUCAUAUUAUUGCAUAUCGCUUUGUUUGAAAAGAAUUCACCCGCAAAAGAAUGGUUGUGUGUCGAGCAUACAUUUAGCUGUGUAGCAUCUAUGUCUAGUCAGGCUUUUAUUGUAUGCUCUUUUUUUUUCAUUUUUAUACCCUGUUUUGUUCAAUUCUGAAGUGUACCUGUGAGGAAAUGUGCAAUAGAUAAAAAGAAAAAACACUUAAUGUUUCAAGAAUAGGAAGAAUAUCACAGGUCUAGUAAAACAAUUACAUCUGAUGGUAGUGUAGACGUUCCUGGUUGAGCUGCCACAUUUAAAGUCAUAAUUAAGUUAAAGAGCAGAUGCGUGAGGCUGAAAUCAUCAGAAAAGUCACUGGACCAAAGCAGUCUCAUGUGACACCUCAUUAUGUCCUGACAUGAUGGACUUUCUAAUGAUGAAGAUCAGAUUCUCUGCUCCUCCUGCCCUGGAUCAGCAGUGGACACUGAUUUGUAAAUGGCAUGGCAGAAACCCACUGACCCAUCCUGUAUUGACAUUACAGCCAUCUGGGGUCUUCUUUACACAUGGAGAAUUAUGGGCCCUUCAUCGGGGGCCUCAGUGUCCCUGCUCUGAACUGUCACGUUCGUGCCUGAAUGGAAUUUUGAUAGUUUCUUGUUUUUGUGUUGUUGUUUUCUUCUCCUGUUUGUUCCCCCUCUGGAGUGUGCCCUCUCUCCACCUACGCAGAUGCCUCUCUUGACAUUUACCCCGUCAUUGUCAAACCAAAUGAGACUUUUUCCUCUCCGGUCUCCAUGACGAAGGUGAUAUUCAGAGCUGUCUGCAGUGGUGAGCAAACAGACAUCAAUGGGGAGAGUCUCGACGGUAAACAAGAGACCGGGCAGAUGAACGCACCUUCAGGCCAUUUCACUUCAGUUCAUCAACUUCUAGAAUGUUCGCCAAAAAUAGAAAAAAAAAACUUUGUUCUUCUCCUUGCUGAGCCCCAGGGAGGCCUUAUUGAUGUGCUACUGUACAGCCGAACACAUCAUUGUGCUAAAGAGUUGCUGUGUGUACAGGCCAAUACACAGAGCUCCCUGUCUUGUUGUCCAUAAAUCCUUCUGUUUUCAUAGAUAAAUUCCACCUUAAAAGAGUAGUUCAAUAUUUUGGAAUAUACCUGUGUUCACUUUCUUGCCCAGAGUUGAAAUGCAAAGGUUGAUACCACUCUCAUGACUCUUGGUUAAAGUUAUUAUUAGGAGUUGAAUGUGGUUCUCCUGGUGUCAGUCUCCUGGCUCUAGCUUCAUCAGCACAGAAAUAUGAGGAUGGUAUCAAUUUUCUCGCCAAACUCUCUGCAACAAAGCCAACAAGGUUAUUUCCCAAAACAUCUGAUUAUUUUUUUAAGCUUCACAUUUCAAACAUGGCCGACCAGUGUAGUCUUUCUCAGACACACUGCUGUCAGACCUAUGCAUCUGCACAACAGAAUGGAAAAGAAACUGGCUGGGGUUUGAGUUUAGCUUUCCACCUGCACAACUGAGCAUGUGAGCACAUGCCAACACAGACUCAUGAUGAUCGAGGAGUCAUUCACGCCAGAGGAAAUGUGUGCAUUUCCGGACAGCUUGCCAAAGGUGAUACAGCGCUGCUGCUUUGACUUCCUGUUUUAUUCUACUCUUUCUUUUAUUUUAAAAAUGGACUGCACCUUUCAGGCUGAAGCACCUUAAGCUCUGUAUUCCCAAACACUAGAGCUGGUACCAUAGCACAUUCCUCCUCCCAUUCCUCCUAUUUCUGUUCCUUUGCCACAUAAAUCGAUGUCUUUCCUCGACACAGCCGGCAAAUUGACUGAGACAUCUAUAGGAGGGUUUGGGUGGGGAGUGUUUACAUGCAUGCGUGUUUGUGCAUGGUGAGAUGGAUUGUUUGCAGGUGGAAGAGAAGACAAGCUAGAGGUCAAGGAUGAGAGUUGUGAGAGCAGGAUGCAGGAUGAAUCAGAUAGUGGACUCUGAGGUGAGAGGAGCUGUGCUCUGACAGGAGGGAGAUGAAAGGUCGGCAGGCACUGUCUCCACUCUGAAAAAUAAGCCCUUCCAACAGUGAGCCCAUUUUGUCAAACCUCCCUCACCCACCUUUCUAAAAGCUAAUGAGACCUAAAGAGCUCUCUGCUUGGAAGCCUGAGCUGUGAAAGCCCACUUCUCCAACGUGUUAAUUGCAGCACUUGAAGUUUUUGAAGCUGCAUCACAAGAAAACUGUAAGACAGAGACAGACGGGUUUCACACUCCAGCAGCUUCUCUCAGCCUCACUCUCAGUCCAUGGAGGAGCUUUAGAACUGAUCCUGCAUCAGAUUUCAGCUUCUUUUACUGUCUUCAGAUCUUAUGUAGCCCUGGGUGUGAAAUCUGAGCUGGGUGUUGGAAAAAAGAUUUUUGAAUCAGAAAAAAAGUCUUCAAAUAGUGGAUUUCUUGUCUCUUUUUGCUUUAUUCAUUCUUGUUUUUGUGAAGAAAAUAACUGAUUCUUGUAAAAGUGUAAGGAUUUGAAGGGUUUAUUCACAUCUAAUUGAAACAAGAAUGAAAUCAAAAGCACAACAGCAUCCAGCUCUGGAAUAGAGUGAUUGCUGAGUUAAUAAAGGCAGUUGUUUGACAGAAGGGGCAGGUUUGGUAGGAAGGUUUUAGCAAGUGUGUGGGAGCUGGUGGGAGAUACUUAGGGGGAUGAUUUGGUAGGUUUUUAAUUAAUGUCUCGUUUUUGUGCAAGAGAAAAGAAAGAAAAGAACAAGCGCAGCUGCAGGUCUUUUUCUCAAGCAGUUGGGUUAAAAAAAAAAACAACCUCUGAGGCCUGCGAAUGCUGAUUAUUUAUGUCAUUCGGAGAACUUCCUCACAGAAGCACAGUUGUUUGGCAUCAGCGGGAGCCGUCUCCGAGCUCCGGAGAGGAGGCUGUGUCGAGGAACGACGCGCGCUGCCGUGUUUCCGUGGCGCUUUCCUUUGUCUGUCUUUGGCUCCCCCGUUUCUAAUUAGCACAACAGUGUGUCUUAAUUAACCUCAGCCAGCCAGCCAGUAUUCCAGUGCUAACAGCUUUCUAACGAAGAACAGCGUGGCUGCUGCCAUGGUCGGAACGCAGCCAUGCUGUUGUGGAGGAGGGGAGAUGUCAGAAGUGAUAGAUGUUGAGUGACAGCUGAGGUGGAUUCAUGAUUCAUGGGAAGGUAGAGCUUGUUUUUAGCCUGGAUGUUGUAUUUAUAGAAUAAGAUUUGUCACCACCCUGCUGUGGAAAGCAGUGUGCCAAAAAAAGAAAAAAAA